This is a messenger RNA of Dentiscutata erythropus, 441 nucleotides long. The record is from the annotation of a GenBank genome assembly. Lineage: Eukaryota; Fungi; Glomeromycota; Glomeromycetes; Diversisporales; Gigasporaceae.
AUGACCUCUGCAAACAUCGAUCAAACAGUUUUCAUUAAAUUUGAACAAUACGAUUUCGAUAAAGAUCAAAAUUUUCAGGCCGGCCUUCCGUCAAUUCUUGCUUCGCAUCAAAAUAAACCACAGGAAGAAUUAGAUAAACUUCAAGAGAAAGCCAAAUGGUUUUAUUUUUCAAAAGUUGUUCAAAAAUUCGAUUAUAAUGAAUAUCUAGCAUGGAAGUCAAAUAAAUCAUCUGCGUUUGGGUCAUCAAAAAACCAAAACACGUCAAGACAAGAUGUUACAACAGAUGAAACACCGCAGUAUUCGAGAACCUUUCAACAGGUGGUGGAAAUGAUACGCAAUAAUCAGCCGAUACCAGGAAUCAAGGCAAUACCUGAUAAAAUUAAUUCUGGCACUCCUUCUACUUCUACAAUAAAACCACGACCUAAGCCAUGGGAAAAAUGA